This is a messenger RNA of Brassicogethes aeneus, 957 nucleotides long. The record is from the annotation of a GenBank genome assembly. Lineage: Eukaryota; Metazoa; Arthropoda; Insecta; Coleoptera; Nitidulidae.
AUAGACCGGUACAAUGUGGCAAGUGAGCUUUUAUCUGUGUUUAACAUUUUUUUGUCUAUCUUCUUUUGUUUCGGGAGGUAUCAUAACCCAAAAUACUUGCGCCAAUGCAGAGACAGAUUUAUAUUACUGCGAAUAUUUCGAAAAAGGCACUGUUCUUAGUAUUUAUAAAGGGGGUACGUUUUGGGGACGAAAAAAUAAUGACACUUGUGCUCCUAUAAGAAAAAAUAAAUAUGUUAAACCGAAAAAUUGGAAUUGCACUCUAGAUAUCGUCGAUUUAUUGAAGAAAAAAUGCGAUGGAAAAACAAGUUGCCAAUUUCAGUCAUCAAAUGAGUUUUUUGGGGGUGAUCCUUGUCCUGGGGAUCGUAAGUAUUCCGCCGUUGCCUACGAAUGUAUAAAACCUUCGGAACCAACCACUCCAACUCCCACGGAACCUCCGGAAGAGGUGGUUCAUGGACCCACGGUGUGCUACACAAAUUUUAUACGCAUAAAUUGCGGCCAAAAGAAAAUUAAGACCAACAAAGUUUUCUUUGGCAGAGGCGAUAGCUCCACGUGCGUUUAUGGAUACGGAUACUUUGGAGGUUAUUUUAACUUCAAAUGCGAUGCAAGUGAGGUCGCAUACAAGUACAUUCAACAAAAAUGCGAUGGCCAAAAUUAUUGCGAUAUAUGGAAUAUUGUGGGAUCUGGUGGUGGUGGCGUUAAUGCAAAUUUAAGUGGAGGUGGCCAUGUCAAUGGAGGCGGUAAUGCGAUUGGAAAUAUCAAUGCAUCUGGAAGUGCUCAAAUAAGUUGCACUCCCGCCCAAUUACCUUAUUUAAAAAUAAGUCAUCAAUGUGUUAAUUAAUAAUUAUUUUUCAAUGUUAAUGUAAAAAUGCUGUUAAAGAUUGUUUUUUUAGUUAAAGAUUGUUUUUUUAAUUAUACCAAACUACAACAGUAUUUAAUAAUAAACUUUUAUUUAAUUUC